UCACUUCCUGCGCAAUAGUGCGGCGUUAGGCGGAAGUGCGGAGUGUUUACUCCUUCAUGUGUUCUCUCUGUAGGUGAUCUCCGGCUCUGUGCGCGCGGAUGUCAGUCUGAGGCGAUUUGUCUCAGAGUCGGACAUUUUCUUUCCCGCGUAUUUUUUUUAUUCAUUCAGGUGAAGUGAAAAUAAAGUAAAUAAUAAUGUCCGCGGAGGAAGCGGAGAAAACAGCAGCAGCGGCGGUGGCGGCGGCAGCAGCGGUGGUGGUGGCGGAGGCUCCUGCCGGGGAUGAGGAGGAGGAAUGGCUGUACGGCGAUGAAGGAGAAAACAAGGAGACCGAGGAGGAAGAAGAAGCGAAACUUACAGCUGCUGUCAGCACCCCCUCUGCACCUGCUGCUGCACCCGAGGAGAACAGCAAUGGGAAUGGAAUGGCCAGUCAGGAGGAGGCGCAGGGGGACAAUGAGGACAGCGAGAGUGACAGCGAUGAUGACGACGAUGACGUCCGCGUUACCAUCGGUGACAUCAAGACGGGUGCUCCUCAGUACACAACGUACGGAGCAGCGCCGGUGAAUCUGAACAUAAAGACCGGCAGCAGACCAUACGUGGGAGCAAAGGUGAAAGGUGUGGAUCUCGAUGCCCCAGGCAGCAUCAACGGCGUCCCAGUUCUGGAGGUGGACGUGGAGUCCUUUGAGGAAAAGCCCUGGAGAAAACCUGGUGCUGAUUUGUCGGAUUACUUUAAUUACGGCUUUAACGAGGAAAGUUGGAAGGCGUACUGUGAGAAGCAGAAGCGGCUGCGUAUGGGCCUCGACUCCAUCAACAUCAGCUCUGCUACCAGCAAGAUUUCUGUAUGUCCAAAUGUCCCCUCAUCACCCAUCCCGGUGCAGCAGGGCAGGACAGGGAAUGAUAAAGAGGCUGCACUUCCUGCUCACGUUCCUAAACCAGACUUUACCACCCCAUCUAACCUGUACAAGCCCGGCCUGAACCCGUCCAGGAUAUCCCCUCCACAAUGGGCGGGGCCUGCAUCCCAAGACACGCCCUAUUAUACGAAACCUACUGGGACCAUUGACGUGAUUGGUGGACAAACAGCCACCAUCAGCCGGGUGGAGGGGCGACGCCGACACAAUCUGGAGGGAAACAACAUCCAGGUGAUCUCCGAACACACCACCCCCGAAGCUGAGGCCACGCCCGCCAAACUCCCGGCCUUCUUCCCCCCAGGGCCCCUCCCUCCAAACAUGCCUCCGCCUCCUUUCCUGCCCCCACCCCCUGUUAGCCAGGCCCCACCCCUUAUCCCUCCACCAAGACUCCCCAUCACCGUCCCUCCUCCCGGUUUCCCGCCUCCUCCCAGCGGCCCGCCCCCUUCACUUAUGCCAACGUUAGACAACAGCGGGCAUCCUGGGGGAUACGACUGCCGUCCUGUCACUCCGUACUCUUUCCCUCCCGGUGCUUACCCGCCCCCCAUGCAGGGGCCUGUGAACAACUGGCCUGGGAUGAUAGACAACUCAAAGCAGUGGGAUUAUUACCCCAGGCGAGAGAAGGAGAGAGAGAAGGAGAGAGAGAGGGAGAGGACGCGGGAGCGAGGACACGACCGGGAGAGAGAGAGAGAGCGAGAACGAGAGCAUAGUCCCUCGACCAUUGCCUACAACAGUGAUGAGGAGCGCUACCGUUACCGUGACUACGGAGACCGCGGCUAUGAGAGGCAUCGGGAGCGGUCGAGCAGAGAGAAAGAGGAGAGACAUCGUGAGAGGAGACACCGAGAGAAAGAGGAGGGAAGGCACAAGUCUUCACGCAGCAGUAGCAGAAGAAGGCAUGACAGUGAGGAAGGUGACGGCCAUCGCAGACACAAACAUAAGAAGUCCAAGAGAAGUAAAGAAGGCAAAGAGCCAAGUGAGGAGCGAGCCGCCGACCAGGAGAACCAGGACGCCAUGGAGUAGACGUCUCAUCAUGUCUAGCUCUGAACCGUGCUCCUCAUGCCAGCAGAAACCCUCUGUACUUGUUUGUAGUAAAUGUUCCAUUUUAGUUCUUCUUUGUUCUCGUGUAUUUCAUCCAGGUCCUGUGUAGAUCUUUGAUUUGUUGGAUUAAAAAAAGCUAUUUGGUAA
Messenger RNA from Silurus meridionalis, 2087 nucleotides. RefSeq names its product FIP1 like 1b (S. cerevisiae) (gene fip1l1b). The coding region runs from base 195 to 1922 and encodes 575 amino acids. Gene Ontology annotation, cellular component: mRNA cleavage and polyadenylation specificity factor complex. The record is from RefSeq and is a predicted model, not a curated record. The transcript has 17 exons. Gene Ontology annotation, molecular function: RNA binding. NCBI's taxonomy places the organism in Eukaryota, Metazoa, Chordata, Actinopteri, Siluriformes, Siluridae.